CACGUGGGGAACUUUAAGCAUUUAGCAACAUGGCUGCGUGCAGUGUGGAGGAGCUGUUAGCUCAAGCCCGGCAAGAAGAGGAGGAAAAGCUGAAAAGCAUCUCCGUCCUGAAGGAGCUGGACCUGGACUUUGAUAUCGGUAACCUGCUGGCUUGUGACAAAAACCGCAUCGAGUCCCGGGACUUCAGGCAGAAGAAGAAAGAGGACUUCCUACGGUCGUUAGCGCGUGACAACACGCAGCUUCUCGUUAACGAGAUAUGGAAACAACCCACGGAGAGGGUCGAGGAGGUGAUAGUGGCAAAACUGCCCGACCCAAAGACGCCGCUGCCCAGAGAGAAGCCGCCUCCGAAGCCCAGACCUCCGACAAAGUGGGAGCAGUUCGCCAAACUGAAGGGCAUACAGAAGAAGAAGAAGACCAAUCUGGUUUGGGACGAGACGGCGAAGGAGUGGAGGAGGCGCUGGGGCUACAAGAGGGCCAACGAUAACACCAAAGAGUGGCUGAUCGAGGUGCCGGAGACCGCAGACCCGAAUGAGGACCAGUUCUCCAAACGCGUCAAAGCCAAGAAGGAGAGGGUGGCCAAGAACGAGUUCAACCGGCUGAAGAACAUCGCCAGGGCGCAGAAAGUGAAAAUCCCAGGUAUGGGUCUGACCCCCAAAACCCAGCAGAACCAAGAUGAGCUGUCCAGAGCCGUGAGCGUGGCCAAGACCUCCACGGCCUCCCUGGGGAGGUUCCAGGACAGCCUCCCCAAAGAGAAGGCCCCCAAGAACAAAGGCAAGAAGAGGAAGUUCGACCCCCUCAUCGGAGACUUUUCCAACGAGAGGCAGAAGCAGCUGGAGCUCCUGAAGACCAUGGGCAGCAAGAAGCCCAAGCUGGACGUCACCAUGGCUGUGAAUAAGCAGAUGAGGGAGGAGGACAGAGAGGAGGCUGCGGCCAAAUACAAGAAGGGAGCGGGGAAGAGAGGACGUAAAGGCAGCAUGCCGGGCAAGGGCAAGGGUGGCAAGGGUGGCAAAGGUAAAGGAGGGAAAUUCGGAAAAGCUGGAGGAGGAGGAGGAGGAGGGAAGAGGAGAGGAAAACCCGGGAAGCACUGAGGACUCUGAUGUUUGUCGUCCUGCUGCAUAUGUGUGUGUGCGCCUUGGUGUCAGAUGGACUGGACGUUCAUGGUGCAUAUAAACUGAUGUGAGAGUUUUCACUUCCAGCGUCGGCGGAGAUUCGUUAAAAUCCUUAAAAUGUGUAAUAUUCUUGUAAAAUGCUUUACAAAUACACUUUAUUAUUGAACUUGA
Messenger RNA from Mugil cephalus (flathead mullet), 1280 nucleotides. It is a transcript of the gene rrs1, whose product is annotated as ribosome biogenesis regulator 1 homolog. NCBI's taxonomy places the organism in Eukaryota, Metazoa, Chordata, Actinopteri, Mugiliformes, Mugilidae. Gene Ontology annotation, biological process: ribosomal large subunit biogenesis; ribosomal large subunit export from nucleus; ribosome biogenesis. Gene Ontology annotation, cellular component: nucleolus; preribosome, large subunit precursor; nucleus. The transcript has a single exon. Bases 30 to 1088 code for a protein of 352 amino acids. Gene Ontology annotation, molecular function: protein binding. The record is from RefSeq and is a predicted model, not a curated record.